This is a messenger RNA of Syzygium oleosum, 846 nucleotides long. RefSeq lists its product as uncharacterized. The record is from RefSeq and is a predicted model, not a curated record. The transcript has 4 exons. Lineage: Eukaryota; Viridiplantae; Streptophyta; Magnoliopsida; Myrtales; Myrtaceae. Bases 186 to 593 code for a protein of 135 amino acids. Gene Ontology annotation, biological process: protein targeting to vacuole; late endosome to vacuole transport via multivesicular body sorting pathway.
CCGCCAGCAGUAAAGUUGCAGACCGGAAGUUGUACACACGAGCUCGCGUUCGUCUUCCUCCUUCGUGUGCUCAGAAGACGAACACGCGACGCUACCAUCUCUCUCGAUUUCUCUGCUUCCCUCUUCCCCAAUCGGAGUCGAUCCGAUUUCGCGUUCGAUCUCCCGAAACCCCCUGUAGCCUUCCCAUGGAUUUGGCCGAACUGUGGGCGAUCUUCGGGCCGGGCGUCGCCGGCGCCGUGUUCGGCGCCGGGUGGUGGUUCUGGGUCGACGCCGUCGUGUGCAGCUCCGUCACGGUCUCCUUCGUCCACUACCUCCCCGGUAUCUUCGCCUCUUUGGCUGCGCUGAUGUUCAAUUGCGUGAGGAAGGAAGACAUCGACUACUCUCCUUACGAUGAAGGCGAGUGGAGGUUGAAGCUUUGGCUUUUCUUUGCCUAUGUUGUUUCAUUCGUCUCUCUGGCAGCAUCUGUGGGCCUGUUAAUUCAAGAUUCACUCGAGACCUCUGGACCUCCAGUUUGGACAGGAGUUGCUGGUGUCUUGCAAUGCGUGUUUGUGUUGAUCAGUGGACUAAUUUAUUGGACAUCGCACUCAGAGUGAGGCCUUGGUCUGUAACGAUGUACUUUGUGAACAUAUCGAGAUGGAGGACUCUGUAGAGUGACUAAAUCGUGAUAUGAUCAUUUGGAUGCACGGAGCCAGCUUCGUCAUCGCGGAGAAGGUGACUAUGUAUAUCUGAAUUUUUAUUGUUUUCUGAGUAUGAAAAGGAGGGGCUCUUUAACUCAAAGCAAUUAGCUUUUGUGGGGGAGAACCCAUUCGACUCGGUCUAUUUGCGGUGGUGUGAGUGUUCAACUGA